GAACUGCUUGUGCUAGAACAGUUUGUGACCAUUCUGCCCACGGACACCCAGAGCCGGAUAAGGAAGGACCAUCUACAAAGCAUUGAGGAGGCCGUGACCCUGGUAGAACACUUGGAGAGGGAAUCUGGUCAAACGAGGAAUAGGGUGAGAAGAAAGAUUCCUGAUUCCCGUGAUGAAAUAGGGUGAAAGUGGAUUUGGGUGGGGGCACUUCAUUGAGAAAUAAGGUGAAUUAGGUCACUGUUCCAUUGUUCCUUUAGAACAACUGAGGCAAAGCCUGAAACCACAGACCCACAGCAGUAGUCUCAGGUUUCACAGAUACUUUCCUGGCCUUCCAGAACGACUGCAUUUGUGAUCUAUAGAGCCAGGGUGAAUGGAGAGUCAUAAGCCUAGUAUGGCUUGCCCAAGGACAUGGGUUUUGAGUUACAAAUGAAUAAAAGGAAAUAAGGAGUUGGAGAGGAAGGGGAGGACCUGAAAAAGGGAAAACACUUAGAAGCGAAAAGUUGAGUGGAGAUAGUAAAGAGAAGGAAAACCCAAACAUCGAAGGAAGAGUGCAAAGGGAGAGAAAAGGAGGCAGAAAAAAGGGAAACAGAUUUGGCAAUCCUAGCAGAAUAGCUGAGAGGAGAGAGACAUUGAGGGAUAUUGCCCUCUGAUUCAAAUGAGAGAGCCUCCACGGCGCCCUCCGCAGUUGGUCUUUGGCUCUGCUGGUUCGUGGGAAUCCAGGGUGUGUUCUUAGCCACGUGGCAGAACACCAGCUGGCGUCAGGCCAACUGGGAAGAAGACACAGGCAGGCAUAUGUGUGGUGCCAGAAAUCAUCUGGAGGUUGCCAUACAAGAGCUGGGAAAGGAGGCAGUGCUCUUGAGAGAAACAGCAGAGUCCCAGCCAGUGGGCCUGGCCCAGGAUGAAGAAUUCUGGAAUACAUACCAAGGUUUGCAAGAACAGCUGAGCGGGAAUACUCAUAAAGAAUCUGAGCCUGUAUGUCAGAGGGCUGUGCCUGCUCACCAGAUCCUAGCCUUUCCUGAGCAGACAAUCACCAAAGACUGGACAGUGGCACCUGAGCUCGUCUUGCCUGAGUCCCAGAGCUUGUUGACAUUUGAAGAAGUGGCCAUGUAUUUUUCCCAGGAAGAAUGGGAGUUACUGGAUCCCACUCAGAAGGCCCUCUACAAUGAUGUAAUGCGGGAAAACUAUGAGACUGUCAUCUCUCUAGCUGUGCCUGCUCACCAGAUCCUAGCCUUUCCUGAGCAGACAAUCACCAAAGACUGGACAGUGGCACCUGAGCUCGUCUUGCCUGAGUCCCAGAGCUUGUUGACAUUUGAAGAAGUGGCCAUGUAUUUUUCCCAGGAAGAAUGGGAGUUCCUGGAUCCCACUCAGGAGGCCCUCUACAAUGAUGUAAUGCGGGAAAACUAUGAGACUGUCAUCUCUCUAGCAUUGUUUGUGCUCCCCAAACCUAAGGUGAUCUCGUAUCUAGAGCAAGGGGAAGAGCCAUGGGUUCAAGGGUCCACGGAGCUCAAGGACAGUCCUGGAGAGCUGCCUACAGGAAUAAAGCACAAAAGUGACACUGAAAACCAUCAGCCUAUACGUGUUUCUGAUUUAGAAAUACAAGCACCAGGAGACAUAGUAUCAAAAAAGGCCCGAGCAAAAGUUCCCCAGAAAACAACAGGCAAAGAAAACCAUGGUGAUACACACAGGAUAGGGAAGUGGCAUCGAGAUUUUCCUGUGAAGAAAAAAAAGAAACUUUCAAGCUGGAAACAAGAGUUGCUGAAACUUAUGGAUCUUCACAAGAAAGCCCGUGCUGGAGAGAAGCCCUUUAAGUGCCAAGAAUGUGGGAAAAGCUUCAGAGUUAGCUCUGACCUUAUUAAGCACCAAAGAAUUCACACUGAAGAGAAACCGUAUAAAUGUCAGCAGUGUGAUAAGAGGUUUAGAUGGAGUUCAGAUCUUAAUAAGCACUUAACAACACAUCAAGGAAUAAAACCAUACAAGUGCUCCUGGUGUGGGAAAAGCUUCAGUCAAAAUACAAAUCUACACACACACCAAAGAACUCACACUGGAGAGAAGCCCUUUACAUGUCAUGAAUGUGGAAAAAAAUUCAGUCAGAACUCCCACCUUAUUAAGCAUCGGAGAACCCACACAGGUGAGCAGCCAUAUACUUGCAGCACCUGCAGGAGAAACUUCAGCAGGCGGUCAAGCCUCCUUAGACACCAGAAACUUCACCGCUGACCGGAAGUUCAUCUUGUGUCCUCAGCAUGAAGAAAUUCACCAAGUAGAGGUUGACCUUGACAUUUAUGAAAAAAUACAAAAUUGUGAAGCACGAGUAAUUCUUCAUCGGUGGAAAAAUUGAUAAAAACAUAUUUCACAGAAAGGAAUCAAGGUUGACUGCAGGGAUCUCUAUAAGUAGUUUUGUACUACUUACAUUUUUACACAUGACAUUCUGGGAAUUCCUUAGUAAGAAAGGUAUUGAAAAAAACAUUCUCAGUUAGGGAAACAUUUUGCAAUAGUAUCUGGCAAAGUAUCAAAGCCAGCUUUAAUUAGCAAAUGCGCCCAUGACUCCGUCUUCUGUGAUAGCAGAGCGUAAAUUCUAUUGAUUUUGCAUUGAAUUCCCAGUCACUUUUAAACACAUAUAACAAACAUUUAUAGCACGGUCUCCCAAAAGAAAAAGCAAUAACCUGCUUAUUUAAUUGCCUUCAGUUGCCUUCAAGGUAGUUGACUUAACAAUUUUAAGUCCCGUGUGGGGAAAAAUGAGUUCUGUUGUCAAGUUUUCCAAGAACUAAAUUGGAUUUUCUUCCUUUCCCUUGUCAUUGGACACUGUUCCGAAAGUUGGACAUCACUUGAGUUCCUUCCUGAACAUUUUAGCAACUUUAGCUCUUGAAUCCUUUUAGCGCCAGUUUUACUGUAAUGAAAUGCUAUUUACUUCACCACUAGUGAAUCUGCCAGGUAAAUUAAUAAUGCACUAUCUUAUACCUCAUUGGUGGUGUUUGAAAAAAAUAUAAACAUCUCUAAUGAGAUCAUAUGAAAACGGGUUGGAAUGUUUAGCCAUGGAUUGUGUAUGACAUGUAAAGAUAUUUCUGCAGUAAAAUAAACUAGUCCUUUUCUUAUAAUCUCAGUAUGAUGAAG
Acinonyx jubatus (cheetah) is the source of this 3108-nucleotide messenger RNA. Its product is annotated as zinc finger protein 75A. The transcript is spliced from 8 exons. Lineage: Eukaryota; Metazoa; Chordata; Mammalia; Carnivora; Felidae. Gene Ontology annotation, biological process: regulation of DNA-templated transcription. Bases 793 to 2214 code for a protein of 473 amino acids. The record is from RefSeq and is a predicted model, not a curated record.